AUGAUGAAACUUGUGUUUGUUUUUGUUGUGGUUGCGUCUUUCUUUGCGGGUAAGCUAUGGGUAAAUUCAAUAUGUUUCAUUGUGCGUGUACUGUAGGGGUUGCGUGUACUGUAACGUGUUUCAGAACUACGGAGAGCGCCACUGCGUGAGAGUAAUGUUUUUAUAAUUGCUCAUCUGUAUCAAAUAUUUAUUUUGCAAAACUAAAUGGAAUGUAAUACCCGAUCGUUAUGGAGAAGUUAUUUUCAACACAGAACCACAUUCUGACCCAUUUUCUCACGAAUUUACAGAACAUCUAUCACUUCCCGUUGGAAAAGAACGACAGCGAGAAGAUGUGGUACGGAACAUGUUUUUUGUCUCUUGUUGAAUAACUCAAAUUGAAAAGAAAUAGCUUUAUUAUGUAACUCAAAUUGCACUGUAUGCUUUAAUGAGAAUCGUGACAGGUUGUUGGUUACUGUAUUUCAGGUAACACGGUGCUUGGUUGAGGUCCUGUCCAAAGCACUCACCAAACCUGACUCUCACCCUCUGGAUCAGGAAUGCAAAGAUAUUCUCAAAGCAGGCAAGUAGUCUUUACAUUAUUAGUUGUUGUAUUUCAAAAGCAGCAUAUAAUAAGGAUUGUGAAAAGAUAGCAUCAUAUCAUUUCAGAAACUGUGAAAGCAAGUGUUUGUUUACAAGACUGGGGUUAAUGAACCUUGCACUUGCCUUUCAUAAAUGAACACUUGCACUUGAUUCCCUAGCCCCCUGCCCCUCCACUAGCACUGACUUUGCUGAUAGCUACUUUAUUGAGGAAAAAUGUGGUUGUCCCACCUAGCUAUCUUAAUAUUAAUGUACUAACUGUAAGUUGCUCUGCAUAAGAGCAUCUGCUAAAUGACUAAAAUGUAAUAUGUUGGUCUGCUGUGAUGCUACCAAUACAUCACUUUCACCUGUCUUUCUCUGUAAUGUCAAUGGAAAUUAAGGAAAGGAGACGAGCAGAUGAAGCCACUUUAGACUAUUGAGAUGCAGCCCCCAUGUUGACUGGAGGCAGAGAUGGUGAAAGAAUGAGUACAACCAGAGAUACCAGUACUGUAUAUAAUGACGAAAUGGUCUUGUCCCAGCCCUAACAAUGGGAGUCAUUGUCCCAAAGGCGGGAAGGCAGGUGGCCUGCUUAUCGGUCUGCUUAUUGCUGUAUUGCCACGUGGACAGAUUUUGACGGGAGUGGACCAUCUCGCUUGACAGUAAUAUUACACAGGGUUAAUGCUGUAGGUCACAGGACUCAGUGGGGCUUCGGCUACCACAGAGAAUAGAGAUGUAGAGCUACAACCUGGCAACCAGCUGAGGCUACCACAGAGAAUAGAGAUGUAGAGCUACAACCUGGCAACCAGCUGAGGCUACCACAGAGAAUAGAGAUGUAGAGCUACAACCUGGCAACCAGCUGAGGCUACCACAGAGAAUAGAGAUGUAGAGCUACAACCUGGCAACCAGCUGAGGCUACCACAGAGAAUAGAGAUGUAGAGCUACAACCUGGCAACCAGCUGAGGCUACCACAGAGAAUAGAGAUGUAGAGCUACAACCUGGCAACCAGCUGAGGCUACCACAGAGAAUAGAGAUGUAGAGCUACAACCUGGCAACCAGCUGAGGCUACCACAGAGAAUAGAGAUGUAGAGCUACAACCUGGCAACCAGCUGAGGCUACCACAGAGAAUAGAGAUGUAGAGCUACAACCUGGCAACCAGCUGAGGCUACCACAGAGAAUAGAGAUGUAGAGCUACAACCUGGCAACCAGCUGAGGCUACCACAGAGAAUAGAGAUGUAGAGCUACAACCGGGCAACCAGCUGAGGCUACCACAGAGAAUAGAGAUGUAGAGCUACAACCUGGCAACCAGCUGAGGCUACCACAGAGAAUAGAGAUGUAGAGCUACAGCCUGGCAACUAGCUGAGGAGAUAUGAAUAGAGAAACCUACAUUUGUCAUUUAGCAGAUGCUCUUAUCCAGAGCGACUUACAGUUAGUGAGUGCAUACAUUCUUCAUACUGGCCCCCCAUGGAAAACGAACCCACAACCCUGGCGUUGCAAACGCCAUGCUCUACCACUGAGCUACACGGGAGCCAGUAACCUAGAUUAGCAUUCGCUUCUGUAUUGAUGAAAAUUCUACUUAGCUGAAUUUAAAUAUGCCACUAUGGGAGACAGAUAAUGCCUGGGCUUUCUCCAUACACUGUUGAGUGCCAUUUUACAAUGGUCACCUAAAUUAACUAAUCAAGGGUCUAUGAGUAGCUGAUUAGUUGAAUCAGGUGUCAGUGCAGGGCUGGAACAAAAGUGCCAGUGCCUCUGAGUAGCUCUUCUGUCUCUGUAAUGUUUUAAUUGAGGGGGAACUUGCAGAGCGGGGCUUGAAUUGGACAACAUUAGACAAUGACAGAGUAGUAGAAACUGUGGAUAUUGUCAAUACACUAUUGAAUGCCCUUUGAGUGUCUCUUCUCUUUCCACCUCCUGUACAGGUGUCCAACAUGCUGCUCCUGUGGAGAAGAAAAAUGAUGAGGUGCAGACCCAUGAAGAGGAGGGCAAAGGUCCUGAACCUGAGCCUGAGGUUCCAGGGGCCAACGUGAAAGACAUCGAGGCCCUCCUGAAGUCUGUGGAGGAGAAGAGAGAGAGACCUGAGGACGAAGAACGCAGCCAGGAGUCAUGGGACCUCAACGACGAGAAGGAGAAAAGGAUUUGGAAACCAACGCACAGGUAUCAUCAUAAGAAACCCAAUCACAAACGUGAUGAGGAGGUUUCUGAGGAAGUGAGAGAAGACCCGGACGAAGAACAUAGUCAGGAAUCCUGGAGCCUGGGCAAUGAGAAGGAGAAGAGAUAUAGGCCUACCUAUCGGUACACCCCAAAGAAACACCACAAACGAGAUGAAGAGGGUUUAGAGGAAGAGAGAGAAGAGCCAGAUGAGGAACGUAGUCAGGAAUCCUGGAGCCUGGGCAAUGAGAAGGAGAAGAGAUAUAGGCCUACCUAUCGGUACACCCCAAAGAAACACCACAAACGAGAUGAAGAGGGUUUAGAGGAAGAGAGAGAAGAGCCAGAUGAGGAACGUAGUCAGGAAUCCUGGAGCCUGGGCAAUGAGAAGGAGAAGAGAUAUAGGCCUACCUAUUGGUACACCCCAAAGAAACACCACAAACGAGAUGAAGAGGGUUUAGAGGAAGUGAGAGAAGAGCCAGAUGAGGAACGUAGUCAGGAAUCCUGGAGCCUGGGCAAUGAGAAGGAGAAGCGAUAUAGGCCUACCUAUCGGUACACCCCAAAGAAACACCACAAACGAGAUGAAGAGGGUUUAGAGGAAGAGAGAGAAGAGCCAGAUGAGGAACGUAGUCAGGAAUCCUGGAGCCUGGGCAAUGAGAAGGAGAAGCGAUAUAGGCCUACCUAUCGGUACACCCCAAAGAAACACCACAAACGAGAUGAAGAGGGUUUAGAGGAAGUGAGAGAAGAGCCAGAUGAGGAACGUAGUCAGGAAUCCUGGAGCCUGGGCAAUGAGAAGGAGAAGCGAUAUAGGCCUACCUAUCGGUACACCCCAAAGAAACACCACAAACGAGAUGAAGAGGGUUUAGAGGAAGAGAGAGAAGAGCCAGAUGAGGAACGUAGUCAGGAAUCCUGGAGCCUGGGCAAUGAGAAGGAGAAGCGAUAUAGGCCUACCUAUCGGUACACCCCAAAGAAACACCACAAACGAGAUGAAGAGGGUUUAGAGGAAGUGAGAGAAGAGCCAGAUGAGGAACGCAGCCAAGAGUCCUGGAGUCUGGGAGAUGAAAAGGAGAAGAGAGAGGAGGAUGAGGAUGACAGAGAGAAGAGGAUUUGGAAACCAACUCACAGGUACCACCACAAGAAGCAUCACAAACGCAAUGGGGAUUCCUCAGAGGAGGAAGAAGAGGAACGAAGGAGCGAUUCCAAUGAACACGAGGAGGAGAAGAGGCACGGAGAUGCCGAGGAGGAGGAGGAGGAGGAGAGAGAGAGGGAUAGGCAGGAGGCUCUGAGGUAUGUACUGUAUCUAUGUAUUCAUAUAUUUUCCUUUCAGAAACUGUUUUCCAGGCUAUAAAUCUUCAACCAUAAAAAUGUUACCAAAGGACAUUUUAGACACAUGCUUUUGAGACCAAGGACUUGGCUUAAUCUGUGUCCGGGAAACCGGCCCUGAGCAUAAGUUGUGCUGGUGUUUGUGUGACAGAUACCUGGCGGAGAAGAGGAGUGAGGUGGAGAGUCGUUUCCUGGGGGAGGGCGAGGUGUAUGAGAAACGUACUCCAUGGGCUUACAGAGGAUACUACCACCCCGCCUGGUGGAAGAGAAGUACAGAGCCACACACACCAUCGCAUAAGGUUUCUAUGUACAACCUAUUAUAACAUACCUCGUUAGACUGGACUACUGCUGUAUUAGUUUGUAUAGUUUGAGCUAUUUCAUGAUUUUUUCAAUCACUUUUAUUGUUCUUUAAUCAUUUAUAUAUUAAGGUCCUACUUUAAAUCACGUUCAGCUUAUAAAGGCUUCAUAAAGCCUUCACAAUGCCUUUAUAAGCACUACAUAAACGUGCUACAAAGCCUCUAUAACUGUAUGUCAUGCUUUAUGAAGGGUUAAUAAAUGUGGCAUAACUGUGUGACAUAAUCACCAAUGUCGUGGAUCCCAGGAAGAGUAGCUGCUGCUUUUGCAACAGGUAAUGGGGAUCCUAAUAAGAUACCAAAUACCAAAUGUCAAAUAUUUACAUUUACAUUUUAGUCAUUUAGCGGACGCUCUUAUCCAGAGCGACUUACAGGAGCAAUUAGGGUUAAGUGCCUUGCUCAAGGGCACAUUUACGUCAUUUAGCAGACGCUCUUAUCCAGAGCGACUCACCAAUUGGUGCGUUCACCCUAUGGCCAGUGGGAUAAUCACUUUACAAUUAUUAUUUUUUUUUUUUUGGGGGGGGGGGGGGGGGGGGGGGGUAGAAGGAUUACUUUAUCCUAUCCCAGGUAUUCCUUAAAGAGGUGGGGUUUCAAAUGUCUCCGGAAGGUGGUGAGUGACUCCGCUGUCCUGGCGUCGUGAGGGAGCUUGUUCCACCAUUGGGGUGCCAGAGCAGCGAACAGUUUUGACUGGGCUGAGCGGGAACUAUGCUUCCGCAGAGGAAGGGGAGCCAGCAGGCCAGAGGUGGAUGAACGCAAUGCCCUCGUUUGGGUGUAGGGACUGAUCAGAGCCCGAAGGUACAGAGGUGCCGUUCCCCUCACUGCUCCAUAGGCAAGCACCAUGGUCUUGUAGCGGAUGCGAGCUUCAACUGGAAGCCAGUGGAGUGUGCGGAGGAGGGGGGUGACGUGAGAGAACUUGGGAAGGUUGAACACCAGACGGGCUGCGGCAUUCUGGAUGAGUUGUAGGGGUUUGAUGGCACAGGCAGGGAGGCCAGCCAACAGCGAGUUGCAGUAGUCCAGACGGGAGAUGACAAGUGCCUGGAUUAGGACCUGUGCCGCUUCCUGUGUAAGGCAGGGUCGUACUCUCCGAAUGUUGUAGAGCAUGAACCUGCAGGAGUGGGUCACCGCCUUGAUGUUGGCGGAGAACGACAGGGUGUUGUCCAGGGUCACGCCUAGGCUCUUCGCACUCUGGGAGGAGGACACAGCGGAGUUGUCAACCGUGAUGGCGAGAUCAUGGAACGGGCAGUCCUUCCCCGGGAGGAAGAGCAGCUCCGUCUUGCCAGGGUUCAGCUUGAGGUGGUGAUCCGUCAUCCAUACUGAUAUGUCUGCCAGACAUGCAGAGAUGCGAUUCGCCACCUGGUUAUCAGAAGGGGGAAAGGAGAAGAUUAGUUGUGUAUCGUCAGCGUAGCAAUGAUAGGAGAGGCCAUGUGAGGAUAUGACAGAGCCAAGUGACUUGGUGUAUAGGGAGAAAAGGAGAGGGCCUAGAACUGAGCCCUGGGGGACACCAGUGGUGAGAGCACGUGGUGCGGAGACAGCUUCUCGCCACGCCACUUGGUAGGAGCGACCGGUCAGGUAGGACGCAAUCCAGGAGUGAGCCGCGCCGGAGAUAUAUAUGAUAUAUACCUGUGCUUUAUAAAGGGUGACAUGUUGUGCUGAAGGAUUUAACACGCUCCAAAGUGAAGUCAUGUUAGUGACAUUACACCUAAUCUCGUUCCAAGACACCGCCCAAAUGCACGGAACGUCUACUGGACCAACACAUAAAACUUGGCCUUCAUUAGGGAAAGAGGUUGGGCCAUUCUAUAAAUGUUUUAGAGUAAUAUAAUAUAUACAAUUUAGUAGACGCUUUUAUCCAAAGCGACUUACAGUCAUACAUGCAUACAUUUUUAUGUAUGGGUGGUCUCGGCAAUCGAACUCACUAUCCUGGCAUUGCAAUGCUCUACCAAGAUGCAUGACAAGGUUAUAAAUGCUUUGUGAAGCCUCAAUUUAAUAUGAUUUAUAAAGCCUUUAUUAAUCGGUGCUUGUGCCACCUUUUAUAAAGCACAGGUUUAUGUCAUAUUUGACAUUGGUGGUUAUGUCACACAGUUAUGCCACAUUUAUGAUCCCUUUAUAGUGCAUGACAUACAGUUAUAGAUGAUUUGUGACACAUUUAUGUAGCGUUUAUGAAGGCUUUCUGAAGCCUUUAUGAGCUACACGUCAUUUAAAUCGGGACCUAUAUUAAUCUAUCGUUAUGCUUAUCAAUGGUUUAUUUUGAUUGUUAAUUGUAUAGAGAUGGUUUAAUACACUAAAGUGUGAUGUGAUUUGAUUGGCAAAGAUGGAGGAACUGGCGAAGCUGCUGACCUAUAAGGAUCCCCAGCUGGCCAGUCAAUCAGAACCGGCGGAGGAGGAAAAGAAGAAGAGUUUAUCUCUAACCCCAGAGGAGGUAACAUUUGAGCAUCACAAAUAA
This is a messenger RNA of Coregonus sp. 'balchen', 6807 nucleotides long. The record is from the annotation of a GenBank genome assembly. NCBI's taxonomy places the organism in Eukaryota, Metazoa, Chordata, Actinopteri, Salmoniformes, Salmonidae.